AUGGCUCCCAACUUACGAAGAUUGGCAAAAGGUGAGCGUUUCUGUCGAGAUUCUUUGCGCAAUCUGGCCCAUCUGGUUGACGAGUACCAAGAUAAGAGGGACAGUGUUAUGCUUGAGGGGUGGAAGGAGCGCUUAGAAGAGAUCUUUGAAGAUUAUAAAGACACUCGAUUGCAAUUGGAGGUAUCAGAUGACUUUCAAAAUGAUUUAAAGCAAAAACUGGAGGCAGACGCACUAAAACAAUCGCAAACGGGAGCUGAAGUUCAACCUCAAUCGAUUGAACAAGUAAAUCGAGAGGCACGGGCUUCAUUCGAAUCCACUUAUUUAAGACUAAAGGGAUUCAUUUUGUCCAAAAUUCGUGCAAAGCGAGAGGCACCCAGGGAAUUGGCACCUGUUCCGGUUCAACAAAUGCGGGUCAAGCUGCCGGAGAUCAAACUGCCCACUUUCGAUGGCACUAUUAAAGAGUGGCCUUCCUUUCGGGAUUCUUUUCAGUCACUAAUUGCUUCGAACAUGCAACUCAGUGACGUGGAUAAGUUUUCUUAUCUCCUUUCAUCCCUCUCGAAGGAGGCAAAGCGUGUAGUCGAGGUGAUAGAAGUGACCUCCGACAAUUAUGCGGUGGCGUGGGAACUUCUUGAAAAGCGUUAUGAAAAUAAAUAUCUAAUCGUAAAGUCGUAUGUCGAAGCGCUUUUCACAGCUGAUCCAAUUAAAAGAGAGUGUCACGAGUCUUUGAAUCGCUUGAUUGAUAUAUUCGAGCGAAAUUUGAAAAUGCUAGAAAAGGCGGGAGAACAAACGGCAAGCUGGAGUACUUUGCUGGUGUUUAUGCUCAGUUCUCGUCUGGAUCCUGUAACUCUCCGCCAUUGGGAGACCCACCGGAAAUCGACGCUGGUUCCUAGCUACACCGAUCUCGUGAAUUUUCUGCGCAAUCAUAGUCUCGUCCUGCAAUCCCUUGACGCUUCCAAAGGCCGAUCAACCGAUUCCUCUCGCUUAUCCACACACCGCUUCCCCUCACACCCAGCUAAGCCGAACCUAGUGCAUUCAGCCGUUACCGCUCAGAAAUCAUGCCCCUUCUGUAAACAGUUGGCCCACUCACCAUAUCAAUGCGAAGUGUUUCGCCUGUACGAGUGGUACUUGUCGCGUCUGCCAGCAAAGACACCAUACGAUGCUGCAUCAAAGACCCAUCGUCCCAAACAGCCAAUCGGUUCCACCCACCAAACCAACCGAUCCACAGACUUCGUCUUCGUACACUCGAACAAGCGGCAGCAGUCUGCUUCGUCGAGCAAACAGUCAUUGCAACCGGAAAGCCAAACCCAAGCCACCGCGGUCCCUGCCCCACAAACCAGCCACUUUUCGAUGCCCUUCACCGAUGCCGAGCAUAUCGUUCCUGCUACCGUUCUACUGUCGACAGCUCUGGUGAAAGUAUAUUCUUCAUCUGGCUCCUCGUUGUGGGCCCGCGCAUUGUUGGAUUCCGGAUCGCAGCUCAAUUUCGUUUCGGAACAUAUUGUUCAAAAUCUGAAGCUUCAUCGGUCUAAGGAAUUCGUCCCAAUUAGCGGUGUAGGCCUCUCAUCUACUUCCUCCAAAUACACAACCAUCAUACGCAUUCAGUCUCACUGUGCUGAUUUCGAGGACAAUUGGAAGUUCCAUGUACUUCCAAAGUUGACAUUGGAAUUGCCAAAUCAAGCUGUUGAUGUUUGCCGAUCGAGAUGGCCGUCAGACGUCGUAUUAGCAGAUCCCACAUUUGAUCAACCUGGCAGAAUCGAUCUGAUUCUCGGCGUUGGAAUUUUCUAUGACCUUCUACGAGAUGGUCAAAUUAAGAAUAGAAGCGGAGAUCCUGUGUUGCAGAAUACUGCCUUAGGAUGGGUAGUAUCCGGAAAGGUUCAAGCAAAGGUGCCUUCUGCCUCGGUUUCGAAUUUUGCACAUGUUGCACCUAGCCCAACGAUUGAAGAUCAACUAUCACGGUUCUGGGAAAUUGAAUCGUGCCGCACGCUUAGCACUCACUCCGUAGAAGAAGCUGAAUGUGAGAAGUUUUUCGAAAAAACAGUCGAAAGGGAUCAGUCUGGUCGUUUCAUCGUCGCUCUACCGACGAAGUCGUCGGUGAUUUCCAUGCUUGGGAGUUCUAAAGAUAUUGCAGAUCGUCGUUUCUACUCGCUUGAGCGUCGGUUGAACGCUACUCCUGCGCUAAAGGAAGCAUACACUGCUUUCAUACACGAGUACGUGCAGCUCGGACAUAUGCAGCCUAUAUCGGAUGCGGAAACCCAUACACUUCCAUCGUACUAUCUGCCUCACCACUGCAUCGUCAGACCUGACAGUAUCACCACGAAAUUACGUGUGGUUUUCGAUGCGUCAUGCUCAAGCGACAGCGGUGUCUCACUCAACGACGCGCUUCUGGUUGGUCCUGUCAUCCAAGAUGAUUUGCUGUCUAUCGUUCUGAGAUUCCGGAUGCCGCAGUUUGCAAUCAUCGCCGACAUUGAAAAAAUGUACCGGCAAAUCAGGGUGAGGAAGUGUGAUCAUCCAUUACAACGGAUUCGAUGGAGAGAUUCCGCAACCCAACCGCUGCAAACGUUUCAACUUACAACGGUUACGUACGGAACAUCUUCGGCUCCGUACCUCGCGACUAAAUGUCUUCAGAAAUUAGCUGAAGAUGGGUUCGAUAGUCAUCCAGAGGCAGCAAUGGUUCUUGGGCGUGACUUUUAUAUGGAUGACAUGCUUACUGGAACAGAUAGCAUCGAAGAAGGUCAGGAGCUCUGUCAACAGCUAAUCGACCUGACUAAUUCCGCUGGUCUACCCCUGCGGAAAUGGGCGUCGAACAGCGCGGCUGUUUUAGCAGUCAUUCCACCACACCUGAGAGAUGAGCGCACCCUUUUCGAACUCGACUCUGCUGCUGCUCCCAUAAAGGCGUUAGGAUUACAAUGGGAUACUAUUACGGAUGAGUUGCAGUUUAAUGUUCCAAAUUACAACACACAACUGCCAGUGACCAAGCAGAUAGUACUUUCGGAUAUCGCCCGCCUGUUUGAUCCAUUGGGUCUAGCUGGGCCAGUGCUGGUACAAGCAAAGUUGUUUCUCCAAGAUCUAUGGCGAGAUGGCUGUGAUUGGAAGGAACCGCUAAACGAAAAUCGUCAACAUCAGUGGCUGGAACUUCGGGAUAGCUUUCAGCACUUGGCGGCCCUCAGAAUCCCUCGAUGGGUCGUUGCAACUACCGGAGUCGUGAGUUUAGAAGUCCAUGGAUUCUCCGAUGCAUCGGAGAGAGCGUACGGGGCCUGUAUAUACCUCCGUGCUGUGUCGUCGACAGGCAGCAUCCAUGUCAACCUGCUUACCGCUAAAUCCAAAAUAGCACCAAAUGGCAAAAGCAAAAGGGCAGGAGUCGUUAGUCUUCCACGUUUGGAACUGUGUGGAGCCCUGUUAUUAAGCCACUUAUUCGAGAAGGUCGAGUUCAGUCUGAAACUUAAGGCCCAGAACUUCUUCUGGACGGAUUCGGAAAUCACGCUUUACCAAAUUACAGCCAGUCCCUCACGUUGGAAAACGUUUGUCGCAAACAGAUGUUCCGAAAUCCAGCGUAUCACGGCGGAUGGCAUGUGGUCGCAUGUUCCUGGCUCGGAAAACCCGGCAGACAUAAUCUCCCGAGGAAUGUGUCCAGAACAGCUGCAAAACUGCACAGGCUGGUGGCAUGGACCAGAUUGGUUAUCGCAACCAUCACGCUUUUGGCCGCCACUGGGGCGGCCGACAAACCGAAUCUUCAGUCCCGAAGAGCUUGAAGAACGAACGGUUUCGCUUCCUGUGCAAAUACAAUCACCAAACGAGUUAUUUUUGUUGUAUUCCAACUACUUUAAGCUCGUUCGAACCGUAGCUUGGAUACAAAGAUUUGCUCACAACGCAAGAACCAAAGAUAAAGUAAACCAUCGUAAUGGAUUUCUCUCGACCGCGGAAAUCAAGGAUGCUACCCUGCUACUCGUCAAACUCGCUCAACAGGAACACUUCGCCCAAGACUUGGCGGAAAUCUCUCGAAAUGGACAAGUUAAGUCAAAUUCUCGCUUGAAGUCGCUGUUCCCAAUACUCGUAAAUGGUGUGAUCCGUGUAGGUGGCCGGUUACGCCACGCCCCUGUUCCGUACGAUCAACGUCACCCUAUGAUUCUGCCGGACAAGCAUCGUCUCACAGAAAUGGUAAUGGUGUACUACCACCGGAAACUCCUACACGCCGGACCGCAGCUUCUGGCAGCUGUUGUACGGGAACGGUUUUGGCCGCUUCGUAUACGUAAUCUCUCUCGUCGAGUAGUUCACGCAUGUACCAAAUGCUUCCGGUGCAAACCCAAGGUCUUAGAGCAGCUAAUGGGAGAAUUACCGGUAGAACGUGUUACACCCACCUUCCCCUUCGCUCAUACUGGAGUGGACUAUUGUGGUCCAUUUUCAUAUCGACCAACCCGCCGUGCUACUGCCAUCAAGUGCUAUGUCUCUGUGUUUGUCUGCCUCGUAACAAAGGCAGUGCAUCUGGAAUGCGUAUCCGAUUUGACCACUAAUGCAUUUAUCGCGGCACUCAAACGAUUCGUGGCACGUCGGGGCAAACCCAAAAUGAUCGAGUGCGACAACGCCCUCAACUUUCAAGGUGCUAAGCGAGAGCUAAAAGAGUUAGCUCGUUUGUUUCGGUCGCAGCAGCACCAGGACCAAGUUUCUCGCAGCUGUUCGGAAGACGGAAUAACUUUUAAAUUCAUACCUCCCAGGUCCCCGAAUUUCGGAGGACUCUGGGAAGCCGCAGUAAAGUCGAUGAAGAGCCAUCUACGCAGAACUGUGGGCAAUGUGAUCCUCUACCAGGACGAAUUUCAGACUGUUUUAGCCCAAGUCGAAAGCUGCUUAAACUCUCGUCCGUUGACACAGUUAACAUCCGAUCCAAAUGAUCUGGAAGUGCUCACACCGGGGCAUUUCUUGGUGCACAGAUCCCUUACCGCUAUACCGGAGCCCAGUCUAAACGACAUCCCGACAAACCGACUAGACCGAUACCAACAGACUCAGGAGUACGUCCGAAGAAUUUGGAACCAGUGGCAGUCCGAAUACUUGUCCGGGCUACAACCCCGUACGCGUUGGACUCAGCGGCGUAACAACAUAAAUGUCGGAACUUUGGUUCUGGUGAAGGAGGAGAACCUUCCUCCACUGAAAUGGAGAAUAGGGCGGAUCACGAAGAUCUUCAUGGGAGACGAUAACUGCAUUCGAGUCGUCGAUGUGCGAACGAAAGACGGUGAAUACCGCCGUGGAAUAUCGAAAAUCUGA
Messenger RNA from Armigeres subalbatus, 5250 nucleotides. RefSeq lists its product as uncharacterized. The coding region runs from base 1 to 5250 and encodes 1749 amino acids. Gene Ontology annotation, molecular function: nucleic acid binding. The record is from RefSeq and is a predicted model, not a curated record. Gene Ontology annotation, biological process: DNA integration. The transcript has 2 exons. NCBI's taxonomy places the organism in Eukaryota, Metazoa, Arthropoda, Insecta, Diptera, Culicidae.